Molecule: messenger RNA, 4994 nt
Organism: Bufo gargarizans (Asiatic toad)
Lineage: Eukaryota; Metazoa; Chordata; Amphibia; Anura; Bufonidae
Gene: SPIRE1
Product: spire type actin nucleation factor 1
Exons: 17
Coding region: 154-2475 (773 amino acids)
Biological process (GO): Golgi vesicle transport; actin nucleation; establishment of meiotic spindle localization
Cellular component (GO): cytoplasmic vesicle membrane; cell cortex
Molecular function (GO): actin binding
Source: RefSeq, a predicted model, not a curated record
CUGUGUGACGUCACGGAGCAGGGGGUUCCAGGCUCUGCUGGUUAGGCGGCUGGGGAUGUUGAUGCUGCCGCAUUCCCCGCACUGGAGAAGCGGGAGGAUGUCAGUCCGGCGGCCGGGGAUGUUCAGCUCUGCGCAGUGACCAAGGAGCCGGGAAUGGCUGAAUCUCCAGCGGCUGCACGGACGCCGAGCCCGGGCAGUGGAAGCAGCGGAGCGGGGACUGGGAGCAGUGCGGCACCCAAGGAGCGGGAGUCGUUGUCUCUGGACGAGAUCUUGGAUUUAUAUAACCAGCCCAUCAAUGAGGAGCAGGCAUGGGCAGUGUGCUACCAGUGCUGUGCGGCGCUGCCUGCGGGGGGCACCAAGAUAAAGGGAGCCUCGGAGAUCCGCAUCCGAAGGGAUGGAGCGGUCACAGUCACCCACAGCUCCGGGCCAGAUGGUUCAAGUGAUGCAAGAUGUACAGAGACAGAGGUUAUUGUAUCGCUUGGAAUUAUAAUCUACAAAGCACUUGACUAUGGCUUGAAAGACAAUGAGGAGAGGGAGCUUAGUCCUCCUCUGGAACAGCUCAUAGAUAACAUGACUAAUGUGGAUGAACCUGAUGGCAGUAACGAUGAAGGAUAUGAUGCUUUGGAUGAAGAAGAAGAUGCCUGUGAAAAGAAGACACCAGCAUUUCGACAUUCCUACAAGAACGUAAUGAAGGUGUGUGCCUCCCAUCUGCCAGCUCCAUCCGAAGCCCCCAAUCACUACCAGGCAGUAUGCCGGGCACUGUAUGCAGAAACCAUGGAGUUGCACAUGUUCCUGUCAAAAAUUAAAAGUGCUAAAGAGAGUUUAAAGAAGAUUCAAGAGCUGGAAAAAGACUCCAGGACUGACCUUGAUGAUUUGCAAAAUUCAGAUUGGGCCAGGUUUUGGGUCCAGGUAAUGCGUGACCUCCGAAAUGGAGUCAAACUGAAGAAAGUACAAGAGCGUCAGUACAACAUGUUGCCUAUUGAGUACCAGCUGACUCCAUAUGAGAUGCUCAUGGAUGACAUCCGAUUCAAGCGUUACACCUUGAGGAAGGUGAUGGUUCAGGGUGACAUCCCUCCACGAUUAAAGAAGAGUGCUCAUGAAAUAAUCCUGGAUUUUAUACGGUCCAGACCUCCAUUAAAUCCUGUAUCUGCACGGAAACUGAAACCUACCCCACCUCGUCCGCAAAGUCUGCAUGAGCGGAUACUGGAGGGGAUUAAAUCCGAAAGGAAGCUUCGCCCCGUGUCUCCAGAUGAAAUUAGGCAUAGCCGGCUAAAUGUUUCAACUCCAGAAGUUUUAAGGAGGCAGUCGAACCGCACAGUGUUAAAUGGAGAUGUAGUGGAGCGAUCCAGAGUGGACGGAAGACCCAUGCAAAUGCAGCGUAAGAGGCUGUUAAAAGCCCCGACCCUUGCAGAGUUGGACAGCUCAGAAUCAGAGGAGGAUACGCUGCAGAAGUCCUCAAGCAGCAGUAGUGUGUCCAACUCCCAGCCUGAAGAUGUAUCUCCAGGAACUGCUGCUGGGAGGAAAACACCUCCAAGGUUUUUACCGAUCUCCUCUACACCUCAGCCUGAGAGACGGCAAACUCCACAGAGGCGCCACUCUAUAGAGAAGGAGACACCUACCAAUGUGCGGCAUUUUCUUCCGCCAACCCGACAAAGCUCCAGAUCUUUGGUUCCUAGGAUAACCAGUUUCUUUCCAAGGAUGGCUUUGCGACCAUUUUCCAGCAUACACACAGCUUCUUUGUUGGGGUCUCAUCCUUUUGAAGCAGCCAUUUUUGGGGCGGCAGGGGCUAUGUUUUAUCUGUUUGAGAAAGCUUAUGCCAGCAGGUGGAGAGCACCCCAGGAGGAGUUUUGUUACCCUGUAGAAUGUCUGGCUCUUACUGUAGAGGAGGUGAUGCACAUACGUCAAGUCCUGGUGAAGGCCGAGCUGGAGAAGUAUCAGCAGUAUAAAGAUGUCUACAGUGCGCUGAAGAAAGGAAAGCUUUGUUUAUGUUGCCGAACAAAGAGGUUUUCCCUAUUUACGUGGUCGUACACUUGUCAGUUUUGUAAACGACCGGUGUGUUCUCAGUGUUGCAAAAAGAUGAGAUUACCUUCCAAGCCAUACUCUACCCUCCCAAUCUUCUCCUUGGGACCUUCUGCCUUGCAGAGAGGGGACAGCUUCCUGAGGCCUGAAAAGCCUUCCACCAGUCAUCACCGCCCUCUGCGUUCUUUACCCAAGUUGACCUCCAAGUCAAAGUCUGUUGACAAAUCAGAUGAUGAACUUCAGUUUCCAAAAGAGCUUAUGGAGGACUGGAGCACCAUGGAAGUGUGCGUGGACUGCAAAAAGUUUAUCUCGGAUAUCAUUAGCUCUAGCCGCCGCAGCUUGACACUUGCUAACAAGAGGGCUCGCUUAAAACGGAAGACGCAGUCCCUUUACUUGUCGUCUACUUCCGGGACUUCAGAAUUCCGCCCCACGGAGAGAACAAUAAAUGAGAUUUGACUCUUGUGCCUUUUAAUCAGAUUUUACUUUGAUUUGCUUUUACGUUUAUGAAUGAUCAGGUCGUUCUUUUUGUUUCGUUUUUUUGUUGUAAGUGGCUUGAGUAAGCGUGGAUUCUGCAGAAUAGCACACAACCCUUCUGCAUCAACAAACCUGAUGCAGCCUUUUGUUUGCACUGGAUAAAAAGCAACAAUUGCCUUUAUAUUAAUCUGUUCGUUUGUAGUUAAACAUUGUUGCAUGGACUCUGCUGGAGAUCAGAAUCUUCUGCCUGCAAGAGAAGCCCCGCGAGGGUAAAGCUAGAACUGUUACCUCAUAGAAGCUAGUACAUAUCCCAAUGUAUUUUUGUUUCUGAUCUCCAUUGCGUCUGCAUUCGUGUUUGUAUCUUUCAAAUCAUGAUAUGAUUUAGCUGUCGCCAAAAUGACAAUGAACGAUGUCUUCACGCGGAAGAACUACUCCAGAAGAGUAGGAUCUGUGCUGAGAUGUUGGAGCUUCAGGUAUUUUCAUGUUUAAGGAGAUAGGGUACUAGUAACUUUAGCAAUUUUCUCUGUUAGUAACUAGCUGGAGAACCACAGCACUUUUAUUUCUUCCUCAGUGCCAAAUGAAGUCUUCCCAAACCAAAUGUCCUUCUGCCCCUUCAUAUGUUAAAGGAGGUAUUUAGAAAAGUGGUAGUUUAAAAAAAUAAAUAAAAAAAUAAUAAUUGUAAAAACCAUUUCAACCCAUCCGACACUUCCAGGGGCAGACUGGCCAUAUACCCUACAGGGAAAUUUCCCAGUGGGCCAAUGCCCAGGGGGCUGCACCCUUCUCAUGGUUGCUGGCUAAGUACAUAAUGGUCUGAUGCUCACAGCAUUAAUAAAUGCUAAGAGCAUCAGGUACCUAUGCACCAAGCCAGGAGUCUUACUGAAUUCAACUGUGUCACCAUCCUCAGCAUGGUGAUACGGCAGUAUUUUAUGCCGCACUGUGGUAUUUGGUUUUUCUGGGGCAGUAUUUUCUUCUACGCUAUGGUUUUGCUGGCCUGCUUACUUGUGUCUUGUGUAGUCCUGUCAAUUUGGACUUGUCUACGACUUGGGGCCACUUUAAGUCAGCCCCUGGGUGCUUCCCUGGUACCUUUCAGCUUUUACUUCCUGGUGGCUCUCAACAUGUCAGAAAUACCUGCUCUACAACCAUCAACCAGAGCGGUGAGCAGCCUUCGCCAAUAAUUGGACGAGCAGGUAUUUCCUGUAUCUCCUUAGGCACCAAGACGUGGGGAACCAGAGAGGCGUAUGAAUGGCAGUGUCAGGUGGAUCAGUGACGAUUUUGCAUUAUUAUUAUUUUUUUAAUAUAUAUAUAUAUAUAUAUAUAUAUAUAUAUAUAUAUACUUUUAUACUAUUCUGAGGCUUUUGUGAAUAAUUUGCAUUGCCCAGACAGUCCCUUAAAAGCUGCCAGAUCUUCACGCCAGUUUUUUCUCCUGUUGACUUAGUGGACACACAGAUUAUCAUGGAGAAAUGACUUGAAAUGGGGAUCUGUUGCCUAGCUUAUACUGAGUAGUAUACAGACACAUUCUAGCAAUAUGGUGGCAUGUAUUAUACUUGUAUUGGUACAAAGACAGUACUGGACCGGACUAGCUGCCAAAUGGCUAAUCACUUUUAUAUUUCUUAUUUUUCCUUAACGGGGUUGAAAAAAUUUGUAUAUAUAGUAAUUAACUUUCCUAAUUGGUAUUUGUAAUGUGUUGGUAUUUACCAGAGAUGAGUCGGGUUUGGGUUUACUGUAGCAAUAGUACAGAUAUCUACUCGUCUUGUCUGUUACUGUAGAUAAGGGUGGUCACCGUGCAACUCUUACCUAGUUGUAAAUACUGAGCUGUACUGGUGCAGGGAAGAGUUACAGGUUCAUACCCCCGAGUGGCGUUAGUUACUAUUAGGGUCUCGUUCACAAAACCGAAAAUCCUAUUUGUAAAUACUUGUAGUAUAUUUAUUAAUAACUGGGGUGUGUUCUUACUACCGACAGGAAGAUCUGACACUAGAGGAGAGGUAUAUUUAUAUGUACAUUGACUGUAAUGUCCAUUUUAGUAAGCUGUUAGUCAUUCUAGGAUUUUCUGUAUUGAAGACCGUGAAUUAUAGCUCAUUUUAUUUAAGACUUUUAUUUUCUAGCUAUAGAAUCCAUGUGUGCACCAUGCAGUGUGCAAUGUAAACAUAUGUGACCAGUGCUUUAUUUUUCUUCAUUUUUGACGUCCUUUUAGCUGGCCUGCAGUACUUUGCUCCUAGUAGCCUGCAAAGUACACGUUCCAUUUGACAAUUCCUUUGGCACUGCAGCAAGGCCCAAACCAGCUAAAGUGCCAAAGGUUGCCCGCCCUUGCCAUGUGGUGACUCCAACCUACAUUGAUUGUAGCUGUUCUGAACAAUCCCAUGAUGGAUCUGUCCCCUGUUACCUCCCUGUACAUCCCUGCACAGCGGCAGCUGCAGCGCUUCUGUGAAAACAAUAAAAAUGCCCUGAAAUCCUGCCUGUGUAUAUGUCUUCAGUUGGAAAUUGGAUUUGUAAUAAAAUGAUGU